AGUUGCUCUGCUUCAUAGCACAGUGCUUUCCAUCUGGUUCAGGUGUGCAUCUCCAUUAUGGAAUGUGAAGCUGGAGGGAGACGUAGAGCACGUCACAUUGUGGCCGUCAUUUUGCUCCUGUGCUCUUUAGUCCCAAAUUCCACUUCUCUUAGCUUGCAAGGGUUGAGCAAAGCAGUUAAAGAAGACAAGGGAGGUAAUGAAGCACCAGCCAUUGAUGUAAAGACAGGAAGCAUUGGCAUUAAUGGGAAAGAGCUUAACUUCCAGUCAGGAUCUGCUUCUGCUCCAGGAAAUGAACUGCUACGUGUUGACUUGGAUCCAUCAGACAGCACAGAGAUGUUGGAGCUGGAGAAGGACUUCUCUAAUAAAGCAGAAUGGAAGCGCUUGACCUCUUCACUACACUGUGGUCUUGACAAGAUGAAGCUAAUGUUCACAGGACUUGGUGCUGCUGACUUACAACUGGACAUGGGCAAUGCACCUCCCUUGCCUCUGAUGCAGGUGCUGGAAACUUGUGACUACUUGAUGCAGCAGAAUGAGCUGGGCCUUGAUUUAAUUGUUCCUUAUGAUGGCUGCAAUGUGAUACAAGAGAAUGGACGAUACGUGUUGCAAAUGAGAUUGCAAGAGACUCCAGUUAAAUUUGCCUGCCCCAUGUUGCCAAGUCCUGAUUCAACACCUGGUUCAACUGCCUCUGAGCCUUUGCAACAGCCCUGGGAAGUUUCUUUUUCUCCUGGGUCCAAUAGCCGUCGUCGUUCUAAACGACAUAUAGGAUGGCCUCCCAUCUGUGACCCUCAUUAUCUGUCAUAUUAUUCCUGUCCGUACUACAUAUAUGUGGCAGAGUUCUCAAAACCCAACACUCCUGCGCCUCCUCCCUAUUAUCCGUACAAUCCAUAUUACAUUAAUAGCCCCAACUACCCCUACAAACCUUUCCCAUCGACACCGUUGAAACCUGCCCGGCCUUGCAGUACCACAGCUUCCCCCACUACACCUGCUACUACACCUGCUACUACAACUAAAAAGUGCUCCCGUGGAAAACCCGCCAUUACUGAGUAUCCAGGCCAAAUUCGUCAAGACACUUCUUUUCACAAGCUUCCCUUUCCUGUACCAAUAUCACAUUUUCCGAGGGCUGGCCAAUUCCUGGAGAACCAAAAAUAUAUGCCUGAAUCUGGAUUCCAGGAUCCAGUACUUUCAGGCUUUCACUGGGAGUCUGUUCCCUGGUUUCCUCAGUCAGCAGAUCAAGGCAAUUAUCAAUUUGACUAAAAACAUCCACAACCUGAUGUCAAACCUCAAGUGGUAAGGAUCACCUGUUAACUGUGACUGGUUAAACUGAUAUGAAGUGCAAAAUUUGUAAACCAUACCUGUCUUUCUUUCAAGUGUCCUGUGGUGUUUAUAACGCAAAAUAAACAUUUUUAUUUAGAA
Molecule: messenger RNA, 1413 nt
Organism: Amphiprion ocellaris (clown anemonefish)
Lineage: Eukaryota; Metazoa; Chordata; Actinopteri; Pomacentridae
Exons: 4
Coding region: 58-1254 (398 amino acids)
Source: RefSeq, a predicted model, not a curated record